This is a messenger RNA of Leptidea sinapis, 8866 nucleotides long. It is a transcript of the gene Naa15-16, whose product is annotated as N-alpha-acetyltransferase 15, NatA auxiliary subunit. The transcript has 16 exons. Gene Ontology annotation, cellular component: cytoplasm; NatA complex. The record is from RefSeq and is a predicted model, not a curated record. Gene Ontology annotation, biological process: N-terminal peptidyl-methionine acetylation. Gene Ontology annotation, molecular function: protein-N-terminal amino-acid acetyltransferase activity; protein binding. Lineage: Eukaryota; Metazoa; Arthropoda; Insecta; Lepidoptera; Pieridae. The coding region runs from base 105 to 2696 and encodes 863 amino acids.
UCCUCGUUCUUCAACUUCAUCGACUUCUUUGGUUUAUAGCCACGAGGUUUUAGCAAUAUUUUAGUUUUUAGAGAAUUAAUAAGAAUUUAUUCUAAAUACACGAAAUGCCUCCAAGUAAUCCUCUCCCUCCUAAAGAAAAUGCUCUAUUUAAAAGAAUUCUGCGUUGUUACGAACACAAACAAUACAAAAAUGCGCUAAAGUUCGCGAAGCAGAUUUUAUCCAACCCAAAGUAUGGAGAGCAUGGAGAGACACUGGCCAUGAAAGGUUUGACUUUAAACUGCCUUGGUCGUAAAGAUGAAGCUUAUGAGUAUGUCCGCAGAGGACUUCGUAAUGAUUUGAAAUCCCCGGUGUGUUGGCAUGUAUAUGGCCUUCUACAACGUUCAGAUAAAAAAUAUGAUGAGGCCAUCAAAUGUUACCGGAAUGCUCUAAAAUGGGAGAAGGAUAAUAUUCAAAUUUUAAGAGACCUAUCAUUAUUACAAAUUCAAAUGAGGGAUUUAGAAGGAUACAAAGACACUCGCUAUCAACUAUUUGUGUUGAGACCAACUCAAAGAACUACAUGGAUUGGAUUUGCAAUGAGCUAUCACUUGUUGGGUGAACAUGAAAUGGCAAACAGCAUCUUGGAUGCAUUUAGGACUAAUCAAAUGAAGGGCCCAUAUGAUUAUGAGCAUUCAGAGCUUCUCCUAUAUCAGAAUAUGGUCUUGGCUGAGUCUGGUCAUUAUGACAGGGCCUUACAACACUUGACAAAGUUUGAGUCACAGAUUCUUGAUAAAUUAUCUAUUAAAGAAACCUCUGGUGAAUACUAUUUGAAGUUAAAGAGAUAUAAUGAGGCUGAAUCAGUGUAUGUGGAUCUACUUAAGAGAAACCCUGAGAAUGUUAUGUAUUAUCAAAAGUUAAUUGAAGCUAAACAGUUUAGCAAUGCUGAUGAAAGAGUGGCCUUCUUUGAAGAAUAUAAGAAAGAGUUUUUGAAAGCAAUAGCUCCUAGACGGCUGCAGCUAACAGAGGCUCAAUCUCAACCUAUCUUUGAAAAAUUGGUAGAUGAAUACCUGAGACAUGGUUUACAUAAAGGCAUUCCACCACUCUUUGUUGAUUUAAGAUCAUUAUAUGUAGACCAGUUUAAGGCGGACACAAUAGAGAAAUUAAUAUUGCAAUAUGUGGAGAAUCUAUCAAAGAACGAUAAGUUUAGUAGUAGGCCAGAUGAGGAAAGACAGCCAGCCAGUGCCUUAUUGUGGACAUAUUACUUUGCUGCACAACAUUUUGACUAUAAGAUGGAUACGGCUAGAGCGUUAAGUUUUAUUGAUGCGGCUAUAGAACAUACACCAACACUUAUUGAGUUGUUUAUCGCUAAGGGAAGAAUAUAUAAGCAUGCUGGUGAUCCAAUAUCAGCUUACCAGAUGUUGGAGGAAGCCCAAGCUAUGGACACAGCAGACAGAUAUGUGAACAGCAAGUGUGCCCGGUAUAUGCUGCGUGCUGGUCACAUCAAGCGAGCCGAGGAGAUGUGUGCAAAAUUCACUAGGGAAGGUGUCCCCGCAACUGAGAAUCUUAAUGAAAUGCAAUGUAUGUGGUUCCAAACCGAGGCUGCGGCUGCCUACCAGCGACUGCAACAGUGGGGCGAAGCCCUAAAGAAGGCACACGAAGUAGAUAGACACUUUUCAGAAAUAAUGGAAGACCAGUUCGACUUCCACUCGUACUGCAUGCGCAAAAUGACUCUCCGUUCGUACGUCGGUCUGUUGCGGUUGGAAGACGUGUUGCGAGCGCAUCCGUUCUACUUCCGGUGCGCUCGCGUCGCCAUACAAGUGUACCUCACGCUGUACGAGCACCCGCUGCAAGAUGCACCGCAGACCAGCGAGCCGGAUACAGAAAACUUGGCGCCGUCCGAACUGAAGAAGUUGAGAAACAAACAGAGGAAAGCGAAACGUAAAGCAGAGCAGGAGAGCGCGCUGGCCGCGCAAGUACAGGUGAAAAGGGAGCAGCAUCAUAAAGCGAGACAACAGCAGGAGCAAGGUGAUCCCGAGGCGCCGCAAUUGGACGAGCUCAUACCGGAGAAACUUGCUCGGGCUGAGGAUCCACUAGAACAAGCAAUGAGGUUCCUGUUGCCGCUCAGGUUGUUGGCGGCCGACCGAAUAGACACGCAUUUGAUGGCCUUCGAAAUUUAUUACAGAAAAGAAAAGCCACUACUUAUGCUGCAGAGUAUAAAGCGGGCGUGGAACCUACAGAGCGACCACCAUCACUUACACGACUGUAUGAUAAGGUUCAAGUGUUGGUUGGACGAGAAACAGUGCGAACUGAAUCCGCACGUCGCGUCCGUUAUCAACGCCGAAACACAACCGAUGUUUGGCGAGAGGAGUGCGCUGACAAUGGCGCAGGAGUACCUGGAGAGUCACGGGAACAGCAGUCAGGCGUGUGCCCUGUGGGCAGCGCGGGCCCUGGCGCGACUCGUGCCCGAGCGGACCGGGCGGGCGCGGGGCCUGGUCACCUCGCUGGCUCUGCCCGCCACCACCAUACAGGGUUGCGUGGAAGUAUUAGAAAGUCUAAAGGACGGGGAUUUUGGCAGUUGCGAGAAAGAGAUAGAAGAUUACAUAGAAGCGUGCCGCGCUAAGUUCCCGUACGCCAACGCGUUCAAGCCACCGCAAGAGCUGCCCGAGAAUCAAACUGACGACACACCGCUACAGCCCAAGGAGAUCGACCUCACCCAAUGAACCUGUGAGACGACACUCGCUUAUCCUUUACAAUUGUAAAUUAUUUGAAAUCGAGUGUAAGGGUCGCGCAGUGUCCCCGAAAAUUUGUACUGGUUUUUGAGCCCUUUAGGAAUAAUUCGGUUUGGUAAUACCAUGAAAAUGUUAUUUUACCUUUACAUGGUGUAGAGUCAACACUUUUUCUAUGUAAGACUCUUGGGAAAUGACUCAAAAUUUACAUGGCUAUCUGGCCACGCAAUAAAAUAUAUGUAAAUUCAGAUUUUUUUUAAUUCAUAAAAUAUCUAUUGAUAUAUAUGUGAGAUAGAGAGUGUGCCCUCGUGAUCAAAAAAUAGUUAAAAUGAAUUUGUUGUCUUGACUGUAAAGUGCAAGAAAGAUUUUAGUGAACAUGGCUGAACUAGGAAUACACGCGAUACGCGCCAUCUUGUAAAAAGUGGCUUACGUCAAAUUGACAUUAGAAAAGAGAAUAACAUCACUCAUUCAAUUUAGAACUGACUGACAAAUGAUGAAUGCUUUCUUUGAAUGAAAGGGAUUUUAUUUAUUUAUUAUUAUUUGUAAACUUAACUACAAUUAAAAUAUCAAAAUUACAUUUUAAAUUAAAUGUAAAAAAACAAUAAUACUAGAAUGUCAAGUUAUAUAAAAUCAAAUUAUAAUCUUUAGCACCAAAUAUCCAUUGAUUACUAAGAGAACUCAAUCGAAGUUCACGCUAUUUUCGGUUCGCCUCGUAGAGGGUGUAUAACAUAACACUGGGAGGCUCCAUUGCACAGGCUUGAUUAUGAGUACCAUAACGGCUUUAUUUUCAGUCUGAACGGCUAGGGCCGUAGCUAGUGUAAUUACUGGGCAAAUGAGACUUAACCGUCUUAUGACUCAAGGUCACGAGUGCAAUAAUUGUAGUGCUGUUCAGAAUUUUUGGGUUUUUCAUGCCUCCUGAGCGGCACUGCAUUGUUUUUGGCUCUUUUUGCCAUAUACUACUUUCACAAUUGCAUUUACUAGCCAGUUUUCCUUCUUCUGCCACCUGUAACAAAUCUAAGUAUGGUACACUACUGAGAACUGCAUUGUUUUUUAAGAACUCUUCUAGUUAAACUUUAUUAUUAGAACACCAACUUUCAACCGUAUGCAGGUUUAUAGCUUUAACGUACAGUUAAAGAUAUGUUUCGCUUCUCCAUCUAAAUUUAAUUUUGCUAACAAAAUUUAUAAUAUUACAGACAACUUAAUUCCUUAUCACUAACAUUAAAUAUUAACCGGAAUUCUACUAUUACAACUCUUGCUGUCCGAAAACGUCAUUCCCAAACUACCACACAUAAUAGAACUGAUCAAAAUAUUCACAAAAAUAAAAUGAAGUGAUCCCGACAAUACUGGAAAAAUGUAUAUAUAGAAAGACUAGCUGACCCAGCAAACGUUGUAUUGCCGAUAUUAAAAUCGCGAUACAAAAGUAACUGUUGAUCGUAGAUGGGUGAAAAUUUGAAUUUAUUUUUUAAUGCUGACACAUAAUCAAACAAAUUUAAAAAAUUUCAAAAAAAUUAAAAAAAGGAAUUUCGUGUGGACCACCCUUAACAUUUAGGGGGAUGAAAAAUAGAUGUUGGCCGAUUCUCAGACCUACUCAAUAUGCUCACAAAAUUUCAUGAGAAUCGGUCAAGCCGUUUCGGAGGAGUACGGGAACAUUGUGACACGAGAAUUUUAUAUAUAAGAUGAAGGUUAUUUAGACACAAUAUUGUUUUUUACAUUUAUGUUUAUUAAAAAUAUUGUUUAUUAAUAUUUCACUAAAAAGUCGAAGCAUAUAAUUCCGUCAGUCUUGAGGUACCGAAGUAAAAUCAUUUCAAGAAAGAAAAAAAAAUUCUUGAAAUUGUGACAUUGAAUAAUGAACGUGCUUUAAUAAUAAAUUAACAGAACCUUACGACUGUCGGUGACCUAUAGGUAUACGAGAUUUUUGAAGUAUUAACGCCAUUUGUAACCUAGGUCCUAAUUAACACUAGGAACAAACAUGAAAUUAUAACGCCCACUAGUCGGCUAAGUCGAGUUACUAGGUCUUCUGGGCCGUUGUAUAUGCCUUUACAAAUAGAUCCUAGAUAAUGUUCAAAACAAAUGUAUUACGAAAUUCAAAAGUAUUGGUUAAAAACUUUUGUGUGGUAAAGGUUACUAUAACAUAAAUGUCUCUCAUAAUGAUACCACAGAUUGGGAAUACAACGACCGCCCACAGGCUAUUAAAUAAAAAAUGUUAUUGUACGAUUUUUACAUUGUAGCCAUAUUUUUAUUAAAAAAAAGAGGCCUGCUGAGUUUGUUGUACUUCUCAGAUCUGAGGCAUACCUUUUUGGAAUGGAUGGUAGUUUUUGAGUUUCAAUAAGUGAUAUUAUCCAUCCUAUUUUGAAUAAAAAUAUUUAAAUUUGAAUUAUAUCUAUGAAUAUGUAUCUUCUUAUACAUAUUUUCUUUAUUCAAAUUAGUGAGUUUUGUAUUAUUUUGUCCAAUUGCACAGCUAAGAAAUCAUUAGUCAAAGUCAAAUAAACCUUAUUCAACCAGGCUUAAAUUAAGAUUAUUAUAUAUUAUAUAUUAUUAUAUAAAUAUUUCUUUUAAAUUACUAAAUCUAAAAUAUGUUUGGAAAAACUAGAGCUCGUGAGAAGAACAUACAAGAAACUCAACGGUAACUCUUAUCGAUCAAUAUAGUAUUUCACAAUGGCUGUAACAUACAAAAGAUUAGAUAUUACACUCCUACUGAAAUCCUAUAAUUUUAAGUCUUACUCCUGCAAACUCUACUAUGAUUAACAAAGCAAUCCCGGGCUUCUUGGAGGGGCCUGUUUAAGGAUUCUUUUAACUAUCCUGUUGUUUGCCAUACAAAAAAUAGCUUUCAUUUUCUCUGAAGUCACAAUAGGGUUUAAAUAAACUUUAUUUCUUUAUGCACACAUCAAGAAAAAAUUGAUAUUAUUACUAGUAGUAAGUCAAUUUUUAAAAAGUGCAAAUAAUUACUGGGAAAUUCAUAUUAAAUACGAAAACAAUGCAGGUCAUAACGAAUUUGACGUAAAAGUGUGGUUACAUAAUCUAUACUAAUAUUAUAAAGCUGCAGUGUUUGUUUGAACGUGCUAAUCUCUGGUACUACUGGUCCGAUUUGAAUGAUUCUUUCAGUGUUGGGUAGUCCAUUUAUCGAGGAAGGCUAUAGGCUAUGUUUUUUUUUUCAAAAUUAGGGAUCCGUAAUAAAAUUGCUUUUUUGUAACACAAGGUGUAAAAUCGAAAACCUAUUUUUGCGUGUGCUGCAAAAACUAUUGACAAUAGAACAAAAUGAUGUACAAUAUAUAUAUAGGCAAUAUUUUAUUACUUAUAAAACUAUCGCGUGAAUUAUACUUUAUAUGGCAAAACAACGUUUGCCGGGUCAGCUAGUAUCAAUUAUAACUAUGUACAUGUUUAUUUUUUUUAUGUGUAGAAUUGUUUAUUUUUAUGAAGUAUGACGUCAUAGUUCAUGCACACCGAGUCCGCCGAAAAGGCAGGCGUUUUAUAUAUUUAUUUAGUUUUGGCUUUUAAUUUUAUAUCUGUUACCUGUAUCACCCAUAAAAUGUAUGCGAUUUUUAUUUUUGCCUAGAUUUUGGACGGCAAAUGCAACGGUCAGCUAUUUUCACGAAGAUUUUUGACGCACUAAAGUAUGUUUUAUUUAUAAUGUUAAACUGACAGAUAUGAUAUUAGUAAACAACAUUUUUUAAACACUACUGUUUUUAAAAGUACAUUAAAUUUAUUGGAUUUAAAUUUGAUGAUUAUUGAUGAAUAAAUAUGAUAUGAGGUGACACCUUAAUUAGACUUUUUCGACAGCCAAAACAUUAUGACUAGACUGUUGAACAUAAAACGAAUGCAAUUAUGUAAGGCGUGACGUCAUAAGCAAAGGAAUCCAAAAUCUGUAAUCGGAAUAUUUUGUAUUAAGUUUGACAGUAGUUUGGAUUUGGAUAAAAUGAAAACCAAAGCAUGUAGUUGUAUAUUUUCUAUUUCUUAGCUAAUUAAAAAGGAUAUCAACUCGUAACAAACAGUGUUUAAGUGUUUCUUUUUUUUUCAAAUAUUUUGUUAAAUUUGAAAUCUAUUAUUAGGCCCACUACACAUUUAGUUGGAGUAAUUUGUGACUUGGCUCCUGCAUUAUUCGUUAGAACGAUAUUGACAAUAUCACAGCAUCACUCGACAGUUAGGUAGAACAAAACAUGUGACGUAAUCGUCUCUGAAUAUCUGUUAUUGAAAACAGAUAUUAAUAAGAUCGAAAAAGCAUGAAUGGCCUUGCGUUAAAGCGUGUUUUUGAUAUAGUACUUGUUGCACGAAUGAUGAUUCGUGGCGAAUCGGCUCCAUCUAGACAAGUUCUCAAGUCAUUUAUUUCAAAGAUUGAAAUUUAAAAAGUAAUUGAUGUCAUUUUACUGGUUAGGUAACAUACUUUUGAUAUCAGGAUAAUGUUUUUUUUAUAUCUAUAAUAGUUAUGGAAUAAUCGACUGAUCACACCGUUUACGCCCUGUGUAUAACUUCAAAUAUAUUUCUGACCCAAGUGUAACAAGAGCAUACAGGCUGAUAUAACACAUACAUUAAAUUACUUUCGAAAUCGACAAGUUACUCCGCGCCGCGAUAUGCCAUAGAUCGGUGCGCUUUUUACGUUUAUCAAUAGAUUGUUUAUAAUUAUGAUUUGAGUGAAUGUAUAAGAAAGUUAUUGAUAAAAGCUAUAAGACCAUGCAUAAUAAACUAUCUUAAAAACCAAAUGAAGGUUAGAACUUGGUCAGUGCGUAGUGUGCCAUACGGCACUUACGAUUUUGGUGUUUCUGAAAAAUCUAGUGACAUAUGGAACUUCCCGAUUUCGGAAGGUUAAACUUGGAUAACAUGUUCCUUUAUUAGCUUUAAGAUCGGAGCUUCCUGCCAUCUGAACUGAAUUAAUUAUUAUUAUUAUAUUAGCAUCAAAUUUAUAUUACCAGUUAUGUUUUAGUACUUCUGAUGUGUGUUCUUGGGUUUGAAUUAUAUGCAUGCAUUAUUGAAUUCAUUCACUGUUGAAGAUUAAUAACAGAAUUCUGUUGAUGUAAUGUAUUUUUUUUGAGUUUCACAUUAUUAUUACUGUUAAAAGCUCAAUGCAUACUUAUUCCUCAGCUAUCAAGAUGUUUUUUUUUUCUAUUUCUAGCUAAAUUGGGUGCAUACUGUUCAAACCAUAACCGGAUGGCCUCAAGUGUUCAACUAUUCGAGUGUAGUUAAGAAUUUUGUAUUUAAAUCUCCAGUUUUAAUGUAAAAAUAGUGUGUGAAAUGAAGGUUUUUAUAGUCACAAUAUAGCCUUAUGAAACGGUGAGGUUGUUGCUUUUGUAAAUAAUUACAUUUAUAAGUUUUCACUGUAUCAUACAGUUAGUUUUUUAAAUUAGGUCACUUUAUUGAAAAUUAUUUUUAAAUCUUAGAGUAAGGAUUGGUCUCCGCUGCGCUCCAACUAGAUACUAGUACUACGCCCAAGUGGGUGUACUCAAGCCAGUCUCGAACAAUGUGAGAUGUUGACAUGCUACAUGUUCUGUAACAUUUUGGUCUAAAUUGAAACUAAACUAAAUGGGUUGCAUAGUAAAACUUUGUAAAAAUAAAAAAUAAAGAAAGACACUGAGAUCACAUAUUAUCAGUAAGUAUUUUAUAUUUUUUCAGUUCUAUGUAAAAUAUCAUGAAGCAUAUGUUACAAAAUUUGAAAAAUGCCAUUCACACAAGCAUCUAAUAGCUGCCAUAAUAAAAAAGCUAUUGUUCUUUGGUAGUGUGGCAUCUAGUUGGAGUGCAGCGGAGAACAAUCCUUAUCUAAGGUUUGGAUACUACAGUUGAUGACAUUUGGAUGACUACAAUGUUUUUGUAGAUAUUUGGACAAUAAUAAUGUUAUUGAGUGUUCCAAAUUGUAUCAAUUAUGUGACACUAUCACAUAUUAUAUUAUUUGACUGUUUUUCUUGUAACCUUUAAUCCAAUGUAUCUUUUGUAAUGUAUAGUUGGAAAAUAGUGAUUUGUUUGAACAAAUUAUUAAUAAAUCAGGGAUUUACUUCUUAGUGGCGGAUGAGAUAAAUGAAAGGUACUAUUAAUUAAUACAUUAUACUUUUAUUGUAGUAAAUGUUUGUUUCACAUUUUUCCAUUAACAUUUGAGUUAUUGUUUUUAUGUUAAUUGGAGUCUUUCAUGCCCCAAGGGUUUGUCAACUUGUACAUAAAGUAAUAAAAUUUUAUUUUACAAA